Anthonomus grandis grandis is the source of this 2970-nucleotide messenger RNA. It is a transcript of the gene l(3)80Fg, whose product is annotated as dnaJ homolog subfamily C member 16. The transcript is spliced from 11 exons. NCBI's taxonomy places the organism in Eukaryota, Metazoa, Arthropoda, Insecta, Coleoptera, Curculionidae. The record is from RefSeq and is a predicted model, not a curated record. Bases 112 to 2409 code for a protein of 765 amino acids.
CUCGAAACCGUAGCCACUGCCAAUCAAUAAAUAUAUUACUGCAAUUUUUAUUAAAAUUUCACCUAAUUUUAGAUACAUGAGUGUAGUUUGUACGAAUCCCAGGAAAAUACGAUGAUAUGGAACGUCACACGUUCUUUAAGCCUUAUUUGCUUCGUGUUUUGGUUGAUAAUCGGGGUUUUUGGGGAGCUCGGUGACCCCUAUUCAAUCUUGGGUGUCCACAGGCGAGCCUCCUCCCAAGAAAUUAAGCAGGCCUACAGGCAACUGGCCAAAGAAUGGCACCCAGAUAAAUCAAAAUCCACUGAAGCCGAGGAGCGUUUUGUAGAAAUCAAAUCUGCAUAUGAGUUACUUUCUGAUCCAGAGAGAAGAUCUCUGUAUGAUAAAAAAGGGAUUACCGAGGAUGACUUCUAUAAGAGGCCAGAGAAACAUUCAUAUUUUACUCCGAGCCCUUUUGAUGACCUGUUUGCUUCGAGUGGAGGACACUUUAAUUUUCAGGAAAAUGAUAUUACAUUUUUUCAUAAACUUUCUAUAACCACAAGGCAAUAUGACAAAGUGAUUUUACCAAAAAGUGACAAAACACCUUACCUCCUAUUUUUUUACACUGACUGGUGUUUUCCUUGUCUUCAAUCGGCCCCAACUUGCCGGAAACUAAAUGAUAAUUUAGAACCUCUUGGAAUCAACUUUGUUACUGUACAUUCGAGUAGGGAACCUAAUUUAAGUAGGAGGUUAAAUGUUCACACUUUACCUUGCCUAGUGUUCCUCAUAGAUGGCAAUGCUUACGUUUAUAAGCAUUCAGUUAUUAAUAUUCCAAAAGUUAUUGAGUUUAUUAAAAGUAAGUUCCCAUAUAAAAUGGUUACAAGGCUAAAAGAGGAUAAUUUGGAUGAGUUUCUGGAAGGUUGGACCGAUAAUAGAGUAAGAGGCUUGAUUUUGCCUCAUAAAAUACACAUGAGGCUGAGAUAUUUGGUUACGGCAUACCAGUUUCGCCAUAGGGUCGCUUUUGGUAUCGCUGACACAGAAACUAUUCAUUUGAAGUAUCAAGUACCUUUGGACAAGGACACUGUCUUACUGUUUAAUGAAAAUGUCUCUUUUCCAAUGGCAAGCAUCACUAUGAAAGAUAUUCCAAGUAAUACACUAUAUAAUAUCAUUUCUUCUAAUCAAUAUUUGGCACUUCCUAGGCUCUCAUCACAGAAAAUAUUGGAUGAGUUAUGUCCCCCCGAAUGGAACAAACCGAGAAAGAGAAUUUGUGUGGCCUUAGUUACAGAAGAAUCCGCAGCUCAUGACCCGCAUAGGCAAACAUUUAGGGAGUACGCUCUGACUUUUCCAUAUGGAACUGAAAAAGUUAGAUUUGCUUAUAUGUAUCAUAAGAGGCAAGCUUCGUUUAUUUAUGCAUUAAAACCUGACGGCAAAUAUAUCGAACCUGUAUUAAGAGUCCUGGUGUUCUGGAGAAGAGACACAUCACUGGUGAGAUACAUUUGGGCCCCGAUCAAAUGGGAACUGGAGGGUCCCCUCAAUCACACCCAUGAAAAAUUAGCUGAAACCAUUAUGAAAUUGUUGAAAAACGUCGAGAAUUUCCCUUAUGAAGCAUAUGUCACUGAUCUUUUCGAUGAACAUGCUAUAGGUUUUAUUAAGAAGCUGCUUAAUAGGGUGUGGAUGUAUUUACUGUCUGUUUAUGACAGUUUGGGAAAAGAGCAAAUUUUACCGGUCGUGUCGAUAUUUGGCACGCUCGUCUUCAUUGUCGCUAUCGGAUAUUUAAUGUCUUACUUGGUAGAAAAAGAGGAGGAAAACAUAAGGAAAAAGAAAGCGGAGGACGACAAAGGCAACAACAAUAACACAUCGAACCCAAACUACCAACCGGAAUUGAAAUUGCACGAGUUACGUUCCGAGAAGUAUAACGGACUCGUACGUUUACUAAAACCGGGCUGCAGAACCAUUUUACUUAUACUCGAUAUGCAGUCGAGGCAGCAACUGAUUCCACCGUUUCAUAAAGCUGUUUGGCCUUAUAGAAAGAAUAAAACCUUGCAUUUCUCGUUUAUGUAUAUCGAGCGGGGACUGAACUGGUACAAAGAAUUACUGCAGAUGUCCCUGUUUGAAGAGAGAGAGCUCAACAUCAACCCGAGAAAUUGCGUGGGCACGGUUCUGGCCCUGAACGGUCACAGGAAGUAUUUUUGUGUGUUUCACGCGAAACAUACGGAAAAGAAGAAGAAAUUGACCAAAUCGGUCGAAAAAACAACAGAAAAAGACUGCGAAAGCGGCGCAUUUAUCGGUUUUAACUCGGACACUGAAUCGGAACCAGAGGAGGUUCUGCUUCAAGGCACCCUGCUCGAUGGACUCUCCAACUGGCUGGAUCGUCUCUUCGAGGGCACCACCCAGCGGUACCACAUCAAUUAUUGGCCCGAAUUUCCCAUUAAAUAAGCUAUACUACGUUUUCCUACUUGAUCGGUUUUAUUUUAUUUAAUUUCUUAAGCUAGCAGUCGUACCGUUAGAACUCUAGCUUAUAAGUUCCUCUCUCUCUUUACAUAGGAGACGGUUCUAUUUAAUUAGCGUACAAUUUCAUACUUGUUAUUUAUUAUAAGUCGUUCGCACGGUUCUAGACAAUUUAGGAUCACCGAGAUACUGAUUGUAUUCUAGUCAAGUUAAAGUAUUUUUAAGGACGGUUUUAGGACUCUCUUUAUUUAUUUAUUUAUUUAUGUCUUUUGUAGUAAACCAGUAGAGAAGGUUGACUCUGUAUUAAGUAUAGUUGUAAAAAGGUUUAAGAUGAUGCAGUGUAGUUCUUAAGCAGGUUUUUUUUAACACAAUUUCCCAAACGGACCAAAUUAGCCACGAAUCAGGCAGGUAAACGAUUAAAUCAAGAAAACAGUAUCUCAUUGUUGUGCCAUAAAUAAGUGAUUGUUAAUAGUUUAUAAUGAGAUUUAAGUACUACGUUGUAAGUUUUUUUUUGUGUUAGUUUAAUAAAGUAUCGAUCCCAGCUUUAAA